Molecule: messenger RNA, 2526 nt
Organism: Nerophis lumbriciformis (worm pipefish)
Lineage: Eukaryota; Metazoa; Chordata; Actinopteri; Syngnathiformes; Syngnathidae
Source: RefSeq, a predicted model, not a curated record
AUGGGUGACAAAGACACUGUGGAGAAGUUCCUGGACAACAACCCGCAGUUCGCCAAGGAGUACUACGACAAAAAAGUCAGAGCGGACGUCAUCGCCGCCGCUUUCGACAACGACGCGUCCUCGUACAACGCCGCUGCCGUCGUCCAGGAGGCUCGGUUCGUGUCGGAGCUGGUCAAGGAGCUGCGAGGCCCCGGCCCUCUGGAGAAGUCCCUCCACAAAGUUCUCCAGAGGACUGCGCUGGUCGUCGGCGCCGACCGCUGCAGCUAUUUUGGCUACCGGGCGCGCAACGGGACACCCGAGCUGGCCACGGUGCUCUUCGACGUCACGCGCGAUUCCACCUUUGAACAGAACCUGGUGGACCCCGAUGUAGAGAUCGUUUUCCCCACCGAUAUGGGGAUCGUCGGGUGGACGGCGCACAGCAAAAAGCCGCAGAAUAUCGCCGACGUCAAGAAGGACUCGCAUUUCAGCGACUUUGUGGAUAAACAGACAAAGUACACUACAAAAAGUAUGAUGACGGCGCCCAUUUUGUGCGGGAAGGAGCCCGUCGGCGUUGUCAUGGCGCUCAACAAGCAGGGCGACGACGCCUUUUCCAAAAGCGAUCAGGAGCUUUUCGCCCAGUACGUCAAUUUUGCGGCGGUGGUGGCCCUCCAAGCGCACACGGCUUACAUGUGGGAUGUGGAGUCCAGGAGAAGCCAGGUUCUGCUGUGGUCAGCCAGCAAAGUCUUUGAGGAGCUGACGGACAUCGAGCGGCAGUUUCACAAAGCCCUCUACACGGUCAGGACUUACAUCAAGUGCGAGAGGUACUCUGUGGGGCUCCUGGAUAUGACCAAAGACAAAGAGUUUUUUGAUGAGUGGGCCAUCAAACUUGGGGAACAGGAAGCAUACAAAGGUCCCAAAACACCUGAUGGUAGAGAAAUCAACUUCUACAAGAUCAUUGACUACCUGCUGGAAGACAAAGAGGAAAUUAAAGUCAUUCCCGCCCCCCCCGCGGACCACUGGGCCCUGGUCAGCGGACUGCCCACUUACGUGGCAGAGAACGGAUUUAUUUGCAACAUGAUGAACGCCCGAGCCGAUGAGUACUUCUCAUUUCAGAAAGAAGCGGUGGACGAGAGCGGCUGGAGAAUAAAGAACGUCCUCUCCCUCCCCAUUGUCAACAAAAAGGAAGAAAUAGUGGGCGUGGCCACCUUCUUCAACAGACGCGACGGCAAACCCUUUGAUGAGAGCGACGAGCAAAUCGCAGAAGCUCUCACCCAGUUCCUGGGCUGGUCCACUCUUAACAGUGACACCUAUGACAAACUCAACCGCACCGAGUGGGGUAAAGACGUGGCGCAGGAAAUGCUAAUGUACCAAACUAAGGCCACGCCUGCCGACGUACAGAGCAUUUUGAACACUCAAGAAAAAUUGGGUUCUGCGCCAGAGGACUGCGACCAGAAGGAGAUGUACAAGCUGCUGAGAGCCAGCAUCCCCGAAUCAGACGCCGUGGAUCUUCACGAGUUCAGCUUCAGCGACUUCCCGCUGUCCCAGUCAGAUCUCGUCAAGUGCGGCAUCCGCUGCUUCUUCGACCUCGGGGUGGUGGAGAAGUUUAAAGUCCCGGCGGAGAUCCUGACGCGAUGGAUGUACACGGUUUGCAGAGGUUACCGCGACAUCACCUACCACAACUGGAGGCACGGCUUCAACGUGGGACAAACCAUGUUCGCACUCCUGCUGACGGGAAAGCUGAAGAAGUACUACUCAGAUCUGGAGGCUUUUGCUAUGGUGGCCGCCGGGUUCUGCCAUGACAUCGACCACAGGGGGACCAACAACCUCUACCAGACAAAGAGCGCGUCCCCGCUGGCCAAACUUCACAGCAGCUCCGUGAUGGAGCGACAUCAUCUAGAGUACAGCAAGACGCUGAUGGAAGACGAGAACUUGAACAUCUUCCAAAACCUGCAAAAGCGCCAAUUUGAGACCGUGCAGCACCUGUUUGAAGUUUGCAUCAUCGCCACGGACCUCGCGCUCUACUUCAAGAAGAGAACAAUGUUCCAGAAGAUUGUGGAUUCCAUGGAGGCCAUUCCGGACGAGAAGGACAAAAUCAACCACAUCUCCAACAACCCGACCAGGAAGGAGAUCAUCAUGGCGAUGAUGAUGACGGCGUGCGAUCUGUCGGCCAUUACCAAGCCGUGGGAGGUUCAGAGUAAGGUGGCUUUGAUGGUGGCGGCAGAAUUCUGGGAGCAGGGAGAUCUGGAAAGAACCGUCCUUGACCAGCAGCCCAUCCCAAUGAUGGAUCGGAAUCACGCUGACGAGUUACCAAAGAUGCAGUGCGGCUUCAUCGAUUUUGUCUGCUCUUUCGUGUACAAGGAGUUUUCACGCUUCCACAAGGAGAUCGACCCCAUGUUUGCGGGUCUCAACAACAACCGGGGAGAGUGGAAAGCACUCGCUGAUGUCCACGAGGCCAAGAUGAAGGCCAUCCAAGAUGAGAAGAAGAAACUGGAAGGCGGAGGAGAGGGGGACGCGGGUGGCAAGUCAAAGACGUGCAUCAUCUGCUAA